CAUCUGCUUUUGCACACUCAGUGGAAGUAUGAAAAGAAGAGGCUAUAAUAUACGAGUGCCUCAAUAAUUUUGAAAUCUGGUUGAAAGUUCUUCUGCACAACUGAUGGACAGUGUAAGAAAGCUCGAACAGACGAUGGAGACAACUUCAUCUGAGUUCCUGAACUCUUCUUCAUACAAGGAAGUCUUCUGGAGUUACCAAACUGAGCUAACCAGAAACUUCUCUUCGGAAGCCCCAAAUGAUACUGUCUGUCUCAUAAAUGAAGGCUCCUUGUCUCUUGUUUUCAUCAUUUUUUACUCCAUUAUUUUUGUCAUUGGAUUGGUUGGCAAUAUUAUAGCCUUGUUUGCUUUUUUCUACAUUAAUCACAAAAGAAAUUCUAUCCAGAUUUACCUGCUUAACGUAGCCAUUGCAGACCUUCUACUGAUCUUCUGCCUCCCCUUCCGUAUACUAUAUCAUAUUAACAAAAACACAUGGAUGUUGGGAUUGAUUUUCUGCAAGAUUGUAGGAACCCUAUUUUAUAUGAACAUGUACAUUAGCAUCAUACUGCUGGGAUUAAUUAGCGUGGAUCGUUAUGUAAAAAUUAACAAGUCUAUACGACGUCCAAAAAUGUUAACAGCUACAGGAAGCAGAAAUAUCUGUUGCAUAUUGUGGACAAUUGCAGUAAUAGCAUUCAUAAUGACAGUUGCUCAGUCUGUUAAGAGGGAAGAAUACAAUUCAACUAUGUGCUUCCAUUACAGAGAUAAACAGAAUGCAAAAAUGGAGGCAAGUUUAAACUAUAUUCUUGCUAUAAUCUUUUGGAUAGUUUUCUUUCUCCUAAUACUUUCAUAUAUUAAAAUUGCGGAGAACCUUCUGAAAAUUUCCAAGAAAAGAGCAGAUUUCCCCAAUGCUGGAAAGUACAGCACCACGGCAAGAAAUUCCUUCAUUGUACUUAUUAUUUUCACCCUGUGUUUUGUACCAUUUCACACAUUCCGAUUUGUCUACAUUACAUCACAAUUACAACACACAUCUUGUAACUGGAAGGAGAUAAUUCACAAAUGCAAUGAGAUAAUGCUUUUAUUUUCAGCUUUCAACAGCUGUUUAGAUCCAGUUAUGUAUUUCCUAAUGUCCAGCAGUGUUCGUAAGACUGUAUUCCGACUUAUUUGUAGAACACUUCAUGGGGACUCAAGUGUGAGUGAUAGUAUUUCAGAAAUGAAACCUGGGCAAUCUCGUCAUGAUACUGCAACUACCAUUACCCCCCAUUCAAGCUUUUUAAAGAAAAAUUCCCUCAUCUGACAAGCAGAUAAUCUACUAGAUAAUCGACACUGGAUGUACAUGUGUAUAGGAAUGUACAACAAAACAGAGCUGAUAAUACUGCCUCAAGAAAAGCCUUUCCCCCCUCCUUUCCUUCCUUUUUUACAAAUAUGGGAGGUCAUACUUCAACUGCUUAAACAAAUUAAAAAUGAUUUUUGGUGAGAAAGAGCUUAACAUUUUUAUUACAAAUCAAUAUGAAGUUUGAAACCUUCAUGUAAAGAUUCAUUUAAGACAGGAUUCAUCUAGAGCACUUUCUUUCAGGGGCAAAUUUUCAAAAUGUGACCUUGAUGUGCGCGCAAGAAGCUUUACACACAUAAAUACUUGGUACACAUUUAUUAGCA
Molecule: messenger RNA, 1629 nt
Organism: Trachemys scripta elegans
Lineage: Eukaryota; Metazoa; Chordata; Testudines; Emydidae
Gene: GPR34
Product: G protein-coupled receptor 34
Exons: 3
Coding region: 104-1270 (388 amino acids)
Biological process (GO): G protein-coupled receptor signaling pathway
Cellular component (GO): membrane
Molecular function (GO): G protein-coupled purinergic nucleotide receptor activity
Source: RefSeq, a predicted model, not a curated record